Molecule: messenger RNA, 798 nt
Organism: Paramacrobiotus metropolitanus
Lineage: Eukaryota; Metazoa; Tardigrada; Eutardigrada; Parachela; Macrobiotidae
Exons: 2
Coding region: 1-738 (245 amino acids)
Source: RefSeq, a predicted model, not a curated record
AUGACCACGGUGAGUAUGCCGGUACGCGCAGUCCUCGUCUAUCUCAUCCACAUCGAAGAACACCCGGAAGUCAUCCCGGAAAUCGCCCACUACGCCCACUACAUGUUCCUGGUGAACCUACACGCCACAUACUGGAGUUGGCUAUUCCUGGCGCUGCACCGACUGUUCAACGUCUUUCUACAGCGCGCCGCGCUGUGCCGGCAGCGGAAAUGGCUGUACGUAAAAGUGGCUCUAAGUUGGAUGAUCCCGGUGGCGGUGAACCUCCCGGUGCACAGCCGGGAUGAUUGUUGUGCGGCCAGUCCGUGGCACGCCUGGUGUUGUCGCCGGGAGUGUCCGCUGGCGUUCUGGCUGCCGUUCAUUGGGAUCUACGUCCCCUUCGCCUUGGUCGCCCUCUUCUAUUUAUUGAUUAUUCUGAAAGUCCGCAAGACCAAGCGGGAGCUGCUGCAGCGCGUGUCGUUGAAACGCCGCCGGCGGGUCAAGAUCGCGCCCAACGCCGGCAACGGCAUCGCCGGGCGGGUGUUACUGUACUUCUCGUUUCUGAUGUUCUACCUGAUUCCGUCGGGAAUCUAUAGUGCGGUCGCGGAGGAGCAGCGCAGCGCCGCGUUGGAGCUGUUCUUGUCGUUCAUUUUCACGACACCCUAUGUGAUUAACACGGAGAUCCGCCAGUCGGUGUUAACCGCGUGGAAGCGAUGGCAUCGGCGGUGGCUGGUGCACCAGAGUCUGAUUCACACGCUGUAGUGCAUGGUGUUGCGGCUGACCUUUCUCUGCGCCAUAAAUCAUUCCAAAAGCAAAAUGUGU